This is a messenger RNA of Amoebophrya sp. A120, 1216 nucleotides long. NCBI's taxonomy places the organism in Eukaryota, Dinophyceae, Syndiniales, Amoebophryaceae. The record is from the annotation of a GenBank genome assembly.
CGCCACGAGCGUGACCGACUUCUGGACUUCCUGUCGCGUUCGGAGGGCCGAUAUGAGAGUGCACCGCUCCCCCCUCACAGCUCCUGCAGGGCUUGAGUAGCAACACAUCCGACAGAAGAAAAGUGAGUGUUGUAUGACUACAAUCUCCACGCAUGACGGAUAAUUUUACUGCAGCGGUUUACAGUCGUGUUGCAAAUUUCAUGCAAGGUCGUGCUCAAAGGCAGCCACAGCAGGUAGAGUUGCCCUUUUGCAUGACAAAUUAAAGAACGAGCGGGAGAACAUCAAGCGCACUCGCAUAGCCGGGACAAGUUCGCCAAGGUCCUGCAGUUUGCCGCGCGCCUGGCAGCCGCGGUGCUACUGGAACGAACGGGGGGCGAGACCACAGCACCCUUUGGCCACAUCACCACCCUCCCGUACCGCCUGGAGCGGUUUUGGCGGGCCAUGCUCGACGCGCGGCGGAUGCACUGGUUCGGAAAGUCGAUGAUGGAGUUCCGCACUGUGCAGCAGACUACGCAUUGCAAAAGCAUCGUACUAAGUAGAAAUCGCAUGUGACAAAUAUAUUCAAAAAGAAAAACGGAUUUGUAAUGCAGAUUCAGGCACUAAAACUAAAUGCCAUUUCGUAUACGCGUACGAAACACUUUUGCCGGGGAUACAAACCUUGCACACCAUCACCCUCCCCCGGGAGGUUCGGUACCUGCACGCGCUGUCCCGCUUUUUCUUCGCGCUCCGGUGGGGUAGCGAGAACUGGCAAAUUCUGUACAAAAUAGGCGCGCUCGCCGACGUCAAGGCGGUAAAUGCCACGUACUACGCAACGAAAGCGGCGCGGCUCUGGCUCGUCGCGCUGUGCUGCGGCGCGCUGACCGAACUGUGCAAAUUGAUCCGGCUGCACCGCGGGGAACCGCACUUGUCCCGGGACCAGCGAAAGCAGAUUCGGUACCAGUGCUACCGGACGCUGCUGUGCCACCUCGGGGACAUGGGGAUACCGCUGUCCCGGGGUCUGGCGGUGGAGAUUCCCGAGAAGAGGCUCGCGGCCAUGCACUUGGUUUCAGGGUUGAUACAGAGCAGCAAUUUGUAUCCGCCGAAACUUGGUUGUUGAUGCAGUUUUGAUACGGAGAUGGCACAGGAUAAGUAAUUACAACGCGGACGCACUUGGUAGUUCAGUUUCUUGAAAAUGGUAUAAAGCCUGCUCGCAACAUUGCGCGCGAGGAUACAACAU